Molecule: messenger RNA, 612 nt
Organism: Acanthosepion pharaonis
Lineage: Eukaryota; Metazoa; Mollusca; Cephalopoda; Sepiida; Sepiidae
Source: the annotation of a GenBank genome assembly
AUGGCUAGGGUAGUUUUCGUUCCUUUUCUCUGUCUCCCUCUCUCUCGCUCUUUCUACCACUCUAUGUCUCUAUUUCUAUCUCUCUUCCACUCUUUCUCUUUCUCCCACCCUCUAUCUCAUUUUCCCACCCUCUACCUCUUUCAUUCUUCCAUUCUCUCUUUUUCUCCCACUCUCUAUCUCUUUCUCUUUCCCACUCUCUCUUCCUGCUACUUUCUAUCUCUUUCCCUUUCCCACUGUCUCUUCCUGCUACCUUCUAUCUCUUUCUCUCUCUCUUUCUCCUACUCUCUAUCUCUUUCCCUUACAUUCCCUCUCUCUCUCUUUCUCCCACUCUCUAUCUCUUUCGCUCUCCCACUCUCUCUUCCUGACACUUUCUAUCUCUUUUUCUCUCUCUUUUCCACCCUCUCUCUUCCUGCCACUUUCUAUCUCUUUUUCUCUCUCUUUUCUCCCACUCUCUGUCUCUUUCUGUCUUACACUCCCUCUCUCUCUUUUCACCUACACUGUUUCUCUUUCUCUCUUACACUCUCUCUCUCUCUCUUUUUCCUACUCUCUAUCUUUCACUCAAUUUUUUCUACCACUCUUUCUCCGACUGUCUGUCUGUCUCUCUCUCUUUAA